GGGAGGGAGAAAAAAAAAAAAAAAAGGCCGGGACUAGCUCGCAGCUUGUCAAUUUCAACAUCGGGUCACAUGACCAGCACCUCCCUGCUAAGGAUGGGGAUAGAUUUCCACGUCAGCCUACGUCUCCAAAUUUCUACUUCACGGAUCCGCUUCAAAGAGGCAGCUGCAGUGGAGAAUCAUGUUAAGCUCGGCUACUGCGGAGCGCCCAAGGUAGCCAAUGAUGGAUUUUGAUGAGCGUGGUCCCUGCUCCUCUAACAUGUACUUGCCAAGUUGUACUUACUACGUCUCGGGUCCAGACUUCUCCAGCCUCCCUUCUUUCCUGCCCCAGACCCCGUCUUCGCGCCCAAUGACAUACUCCUACUCCUCCAACCUGCCCCAGGUCCAACCCGUGCGCGAAGUGACCUUCCGGGAGUACGCCAUUGAGCCGGCCACUAAGUGGCACCCCCGCGGCAAUCUGGCCCACUGCUACUCCGCGGAGGAGCUCGUGCACAGAGACUGCCUGCAGGCGCCCAGCGCGGCCGGCGUGCCCGGCGACGUGCUGGCUAAGAGCUCGGCCAACGUCUACCACCACCCCACCCCCGCCGUCUCCUCCAAUUUCUAUAGCACGGUGGGCAGGAACGGCGUGCUGCCGCAGGCGUUCGACCAGUUUUUUGAGACUGCCUACGGCACCCCGGAAAGCCUCGCCUCCUCCGACUACCCCGGGGACAAGAGUGCCGAGAAGGGGCCCCCGGCGGCCACGACGACCUCCGCGGCGGCGGCGGCGGUGACGGCGGCCACGGGCGCGCCAGCAACUUCAAGUUCGGAGAGCGGCGGCGGCGGCUGCCGGGAGGCGGCGGCGGAGAAGGAGCGGCGGCGGCGCCCGGAGAGCAGCAGCAGCCCGGAGUCGUCUUCCGGCCACACUGAGGACAAGGCCGGCGGCUCCACUCCCGAAGCCCGGCAGCUGCGCGCCGCCCGGGGCCGGCUGCAGGCUGUGGAGCCGGCCGUGGGCGCCCGCGAACUCCCCCUGGCCCGCCGCGGAGCGGGGGCCGUGGAGAGCCAGGUGGCCAACGCACCCGCAAGAAACGCUGCCCCUACACCAAGUACCAGAUCCGGGAGCUGGAGCGGGAGUUCUUCUUCAGCGUCUACAUCAACAAAGAAAAACGCCUGCAGCUGUCCCGCAUGCUCAACCUCACCGACCGCCAGGUCAAAAUCUGGUUUCAGAACAGAAGAAUGAAGGAAAAAAAAAUUAACAGAGACCGUUUACAGUACUAUUCAGCCAACCCGCUCCUCUAAGGCUCCCGCAGGCUGGAAUUGGGUGGGGGGAUGCAGACACAGGAGAUAAAAUGCAAGAUUUUGCCCUUGACUAGGUCAAGCCACGUGGUGACUGUUGAAGAAAAAAAAAAAAAAGGUGUUCAAGAGCGGGGAGGCUACCCAGAGAAUAGCCCAGCAGGAGGGGCCUGGGACUGUCUCCGUUAGGUUCUUGGUGGAUUAAGAUUCCUGAGAAGAAUCGAAUUCUGAGUUGUGCAUCAUGGAGAAUGAGCGGUUUGGGGACCCGUGGUGGUUCAGUCUUGGAGCCUGUGGAGCAUUGGGCUGGGUGUGGUCUCCAGUGAGGACUGGGCCCCCUGCCAGGCCCCCUGGAGGCCGGCCCCCUCCCCCAGGACCCUCCACACAGGAGCUGCCCACCCCCAGGACCCCUGCAUCAAAAGGCUAUGUGCUCUCUCUGCUACUCCGGUUCAGUGUGGGGACAGGGGUGGGAGGAAGGGGGAGGAUUCCUAGAGACCGGGAAUGGGGCUGUUUCCAAAGCCAAUGUGAAAGGCAGCUGGACCAAGAGGUGGCUGUGAGGAGGGAGAGGGCUACAGAUUCCUGAGUGCAAAGGAUCUCCCAUUCCAGGUGGCCUCUCUGCCUCCUGCCCCCAACCCAGCUGCCCACCGCACUGUCCUGGGCCUGAGCUGCGAGUGGCCGCCUCCAGCAGUCCACUUGGCUUUGCUUCCUACCAAGCAGGGUCUUGGUCCCAGCCUGCAUCCCAGGCCCAGCGCUUGGUUGCAGAGCAGGCUGCUGCCAGAGGCUAUGCCUAGGCUGCUGGCCCUGGUCGCGAGCUCUGCAGGCUGCGGCCGUUCGGCAAAGCCUGUACCACACUUAGCGAAGCUUGGAUUUUCUUGGUGUCCGGCAGGAGAGCAGCAGGCCUGGCCAGCAGGUCCUAGGCCAUGGCUAUGAGGCACUUGGGUCCCUCCAAACAUCCAGUUCCGGUGCCGUGCUCGGCCCUCACUGGCUCCAGAACUGAGUUCGGAAUCUUCCGACCACCUUCGAAGAGCCUGAGAGUGAUUUGGAAUUAUUUUAAAAGAUAAAUAUUAUAUUAUAUAUAUAUUUCCCUGAAGGAACCAAAGCGAAUUUUAAAAGAUGCAAUGUAGAGAGGGGGGGAAAAGAUGAUGAGAAUAUUUAAAGGCUCUAUCUGUUUACAGUGUUCCACGAUUAAACUCGCUCACUGCUAAGAAUAUUUGAAUGUACGCUUCAUACAGGGAUGGUGUUCAAAAGACUUGUAAAUAAAGGAACCAUAGCCUA
This is a messenger RNA of Oryctolagus cuniculus (rabbit), 2538 nucleotides long. RefSeq names its product homeobox A11 (gene HOXA11). Gene Ontology annotation, biological process: anatomical structure development; regulation of transcription by RNA polymerase II. The record is from RefSeq and is a predicted model, not a curated record. NCBI's taxonomy places the organism in Eukaryota, Metazoa, Chordata, Mammalia, Lagomorpha, Leporidae. Gene Ontology annotation, molecular function: DNA-binding transcription factor activity, RNA polymerase II-specific; RNA polymerase II cis-regulatory region sequence-specific DNA binding. Gene Ontology annotation, cellular component: nucleus.